AUGCUGUCUGGAGUUAUCAAAGGAGAUAGUGGAACUCCUAUCGCUCAAUCCACUAUUUUUGGUUGGAUAGCCUACGGUUCUGCACAAUUGAAGCUCGGUGGAGAUGUAUCUCACUGUCGUCACUUAACAUCUAAUGAAGAAUGGCGUUCUUUAAUCAGUAAAUUCUGGGCUCAAGAAAAAAUUAGUGAGUCGACCGCAUCUAAAUUGAGUCCUGAAGAGCAACAAUGUGAAGACCAUUUCAAGAGAACACAUACUAGAGAUGAGACUAGUCGAUAUAUUGUACGAUUACCACUAAGAGCAUUGCCUACUCUCCUUGACAUUAACCCAGAGUAUGGUCAACUUUACUCUGAAUUUAUGAAGGAGUACGAGAAUCUAGAUCACAUGAAAAGAGCUCCUACUACAAUUUCUGAGUCACCAAUCUACUUUAUUCCUCAUCAUGCAGUUCUGAGAGGGCAGAGUACUACAACUAAGCUACGAGUUGUGUUCAACGGGUCCAGUAACACUAUAUCUGGCACCUCGUUGAUCGACCUUUUUCACAUUGGUUCAAAAAUCCAACCAGAUCUAUCAGAUGUGUUACUUGGGGUCAGAAGACAUCGAGUUGUAUUCACAACAGACAUCACAAAGAUGUUCCGUCAGAUUAAUGAUGCUUCUUACCGUGCUGUGACAGUUCUGUUGCAACUAGCAGAGGAUGAACGUGAGAAAUUUGCAAUGGCUGUCUAG
Chelonus insularis is the source of this 720-nucleotide messenger RNA. RefSeq lists its product as uncharacterized. Lineage: Eukaryota; Metazoa; Arthropoda; Insecta; Hymenoptera; Braconidae. The record is from RefSeq and is a predicted model, not a curated record. The transcript is spliced from 2 exons. Bases 1 to 720 code for a protein of 239 amino acids.